AUGGGCAUUCUGUUUUCUGGCAAAGCUUCUGUCUUAGUCAACGGGACUCCAACGGGGGAGUUUCAACACAAGAGGGGUUUAAGACAAGGCGACCCGUUAUCCCCAUUUUUAUUCACGAUUGCAAUGGAAGCUCUGCAUGUACUUAUGGUAAAAGCAGUAGGAUCGGGAGUGUUCAAGGGGUUAGACUUACCGAACAACGGUCCAUGUUUAUCGCAUUUAUUCUUCGCAGAUGACUCUAUUUUUAUGGGCUCAUGGGAUAAGGAAAAUAUGAAAUCACUGCGAAGAAUAUUGAGAAUAUUUUUCAUGAUGUCGGGGUUAAAAGUAAACCACAAUAAAAGCUUUCUAUAUGGGAUCGGGAUGAAUGAAACAGAGAUUGUGAAUAUGGCCAGUAUUCUGAAUUGUAAAAUGGGCCGGUUCCCAUUCACGUACCUAGGAUUGAAAGUUGGUGCGAAUAUGAACAGGGUGGGAACUGGAAAGAAGUAA
Molecule: messenger RNA, 483 nt
Organism: Helianthus annuus (common sunflower)
Lineage: Eukaryota; Viridiplantae; Streptophyta; Magnoliopsida; Asterales; Asteraceae
Exons: 1
Coding region: 1-483 (160 amino acids)
Source: RefSeq, a predicted model, not a curated record